UCAUUGAAUGAUUGAUUGAUUGAUUAAGCGACAGAAAUAAAGAUAAAUGAAGCGGGGAAAAUACCACAAGGAGAAGCGAAAGUACCUUUUUAUUUUUCUUCAAAAUUAAAUACACUUAAGUUGGUUCCUUUUUCCUGAAAAAUCUACACGCUCUCCAUUUGGUGAAGAUAACAAGAAGCGCAGAUGUAGGUGCGUGUUGAAGGUAUCUCUGAAGCAAAGCUUAACAGAUGGAAGGCAAACUCCCAUUUGAAAGUCUCCUACUCAGGCGUCAAAACACUAUGAUGUCGACAAAUGUUCCUCGAAAGCAAAGCACUCCUCCGCCACAGUCAGUCUAUUUAAAUUAUCUGCGCGGAUGGCUAGGAGCGAUGUCCCUCAUUUCGUUUGCGAAUGGUAUGCAGUCGUUCGUCGAUAUGAAAUUUCUCCAUAAAUCCAUCUACACGAAUUCAACAGGCUCAGUUAACCCUCUAAUGGCUCGGAUAUUUGGUACUUGGUCUCUUCUUUCUGCAUUCCUCAGAAUCAGCUGUUCUCUGGAUUUUUCUAACUCCAUGUUAUACCAUAUGACUUUGGUUUCAUUCUUGAUGUCUAGUGGACACUUCCUCUCUGAAUUACUUUGGUUUCAGACGGCUGGCACAGGUACAGGUAUUCUGGUGCAAUUGCUUUUUUUCAGGUUUGUCUACAAUUGCAAUGGUAAUAGGAUAUUGGUUUUUAAAUUCAGAUUAUAAACCAACAAAAAACUCUUAAGAGGAGCCACUGCUGCACAAUUCAACAAUGGAAUUAUUAUACUUAAGAACAAGAGACUUCUGUGAGAAUUAGUGUGGUCACUGUACGUCUCAGAUGCUUUUAUUGCAGAUAGCUGGUUGUCUUUUAACACGUAAAAUCUCUGUUGACAUGUGGUAAACUGAUGGCUUCAUGUGCUGGAGUACAAGUCAUUGUGAGUUCAAAUCUUUUCAAAGAAAACAUAUUAGUUUCUCACGGUAAAAACUAAGUUCAUAUUUGAAUAAGUUGGUGUUAAACAAUUUACAGUUGAGUGAUUACAGUUAAAAAGCAUAUCCAUUUGUUUAGUAUUUAUGUGAAUGUCUGAAUUUGCAGAAAUAGCACACCCAGGCAGGUAUGUUAAAAAAAGAAAAAUUAUUGAAAGUUUAAAGUCUUCUCCUCACCAAAACCUCUGUCACAAGUAUUGUAUUGUGCCCUUGGGUGAAGUUAAAAACAUAUUCCCUCUACCUCAGCUUGGCUUGUUGGUAAAUAUAUUGGUAUUUGAAAGAUCUGGAGUCAGUAAUUUUGGUAAGACUUCCGCCUAUCCCCCACCCCCAUUUUUUUGCCAAAAAUCUUCAUUGUGAAAAUUCCGCCCCAACUUCUUCAAUUUUGACUUUUUUCCAUAACACUAACCCUAAAACCCUAACCUUAACCCCCUAACCCUAACCCUAAAACUGUAACCGUAAGUGCAGAAAUGUUUUGAAAUUCUUGUCCGAAUCCAGAUGUCUGCAUUUUUCCGCAUAUUUAGAAAAGAAAAAAUUCUUAAAAAACAAUUUUACAAAGAUUUUUGGAAAUUGAUUUCAGAAUCAUAAUCUCCGUAUU
This is a messenger RNA of Octopus sinensis (East Asian common octopus), 1575 nucleotides long. Its product is annotated as ergosterol biosynthetic protein 28 homolog. The record is from RefSeq and is a predicted model, not a curated record. Bases 228 to 722 code for a protein of 164 amino acids. Gene Ontology annotation, molecular function: protein-macromolecule adaptor activity. Gene Ontology annotation, cellular component: membrane; endoplasmic reticulum. The transcript is spliced from 4 exons. Lineage: Eukaryota; Metazoa; Mollusca; Cephalopoda; Octopoda; Octopodidae.